Molecule: messenger RNA, 1104 nt
Organism: Synchytrium microbalum
Lineage: Eukaryota; Fungi; Chytridiomycota; Chytridiomycetes; Synchytriales; Synchytriaceae
Product: isocitrate dehydrogenase (NAD+)
Exons: 7
Coding region: 1-1104 (367 amino acids)
Biological process (GO): tricarboxylic acid cycle; isocitrate metabolic process
Cellular component (GO): mitochondrion
Molecular function (GO): magnesium ion binding; NAD binding; isocitrate dehydrogenase (NAD+) activity
Source: RefSeq, a predicted model, not a curated record
AUGCGAACGCCCAUAAAUACUGUAUACAAGUUAUCGCAAGCAUCGUUGAGAUAUGCAACUACCACUUCGGCUCCCUCUGAAGGCAGAUACGACAGCAGCGGAAACAGAUUCGUAACCCUGAUUCCCGGCGACGGUAUCGGCCCUGAAAUAUCAAAACACGUAAAGACCAUCUUUGCUGCUGCCAAAGUGCCUGUCGUUUGGGAAGAAGCCGACGUGACUCCCGUUCUAAAAGAUGGGAAGACUGUCAUCCCAAAACUCGCACUAGAUUCUGUAAACAGGAACAAGGUCGCUCUCAAAGGCCCACUCGCAACACCAAUUGGAAAGGGACACGUGUCACUCAACCUAACUCUCCGAAGGACAUUCGACUUGUACGCAAACGUCCGACCAUGUAAAUCCAUCGUGGGAUACAAGACCCCCUUCGACAAUGUAGACACAGUCCUCAUCCGUGAAAACACAGAGGGCGAAUACUCUGGAAUCGAACACGAAGUCAUCCCUGGUGUAGUCCAAAGUAUCAAACUCAUUACCGAAGAUGCCUCAAGAAGGUGUAUUCGAUAUGCUUUCGAGUAUGCCAAGUCUAUCGGAAGGAAGAAUGUCACUGUUGUGCACAAGGCUAAUAUUAUGAGACAAUCAGACGGACUCUUCUUAAGCGUAGCUCAAGACAUGGCCAAAGAAUACCCAGAACUCACACUGGAUGAAAAGAUACUAGAUAAAGUAGUCCUCGAAAUCGUACAAGACCCAACAGACUACUCUGAAACCGUCAUGGUGAUGCCAAAUCUGUACGGUGAUAUCUUGUCUGACUUGGGUGCUGGAUUGAUUGGUGGGCUUGGUUUGACUCCGUCUGGAAACAUUGGACAAAAGGCGUCCAUCUUUGAAUCGGUCCAUGGAACAGCACCAGAUAUUGCCGGACAAGACAAGGCAAACCCAACUGCGCUACUCUUAUCUGCAGUCAUGAUGCUGAAACACAUGCACAUGGAGACAUAUGCAGAAAAGAUCUCAAACGCUGUCUUGUCUACUAUUGCUGAAGGAAAAGUACUCACUGGUGAUUUGGGUGGUAAAUCUACUGGAACUGCGUUUACGCAAGCUGUAGUUGCCAAGCUAGGUUGA